CGUAUGCUUGGCAAAUGAAACUAAGCUGUUGAUUGGCCCCUCCAGACCCAGGCUUAUCAGGCUUAUCAACCCUUGUGUGUUCACUUGUCCAGAGAAGUGGAAUCUGGGGCAACUUAUAUCAUUAACUACAGAGCCCAUGUCAGCCAGGAGCAGAGCUACACCAGGUAGUCAUGUAAUGACUCAGGAGCACUCAGAUGCCGACAGCCAUCUAAAGGAACAGCCUGACAUCUGUCAGCCGGAACCUAGAGCCAUGGCCUGCGCAGCAACUGUUACAGAUAUAAAAGGACUAGCUCACACACAUGUUCCUGAGCUUUCCAGAAGGCAUCCAUUAAUACCCAAGCUUUAUGUGAUGCCAUGGAAACAUGAUAUGGUCAACAGGAAGCUGAUAUUAAAGCAUGCAGGUCUGGCCGGGGUGUAUAAAGGUCCCCAUGAAGAUACUCUAUUUCUGGAAAACAAAGAGAGGCUGUGUCAUGGAGAGGAGAGCAACAUUGUCACACAGAAAAUGAAACUCCCAUCACAAAAACAGAUCACAAAUUUUCCAUCAUACUCUCCUCUGUCCAAGUAUCAAGGAUACCUAAUCAAGCAGAAAAGCAGACAGCACUGCAUUGCUCAAAAUGCACCCAGCAGUAGUUUGACCACUGAACAGUCUAGAAGCACAUGAUGGAUUAACAAUAUUUAAUCCUAUUAGUAAAUGAACCAUGCAAAUACAUGCUAAUAACACUGAGCAUGCUCUAGGGUGAAUAAAGUAUAGCUGUGUGAACCUAAAAA
Xenopus tropicalis (tropical clawed frog) is the source of this 768-nucleotide messenger RNA. It is a transcript of the gene spmip10, whose product is annotated as sperm associated microtubule inner protein 10. Lineage: Eukaryota; Metazoa; Chordata; Amphibia; Anura; Pipidae. The record is from RefSeq and is a predicted model, not a curated record. The transcript is spliced from 4 exons. The coding region runs from base 137 to 661 and encodes 174 amino acids.